AUGACUUCCCUCAAACAGUUCAUUCGCAACGUUCGGUCUGCCAAGACAAUUGCAGAUGAGCGAGCAGUCGUCCAGAAAGAAAGCGCCGCCAUCCGUGCCUCCUUUCGUGAGGAAAGCCAUGACUCCAAUGUUCGGCGGAACAACGUUGCCAAGCUACUGUACCUUUUCACUCUCGGAGAGCGAACCCAUUUCGGUCAGAUCGAAUGUCUCAAGCUCCUAGCAUCGCCGCGGUUCGCCGACAAGCGUUUGGGAUACUUGGGUACCAUGUUAUUGUUGGAUGAAAACCAGGAGGUUUUGACGCUGGUCACUAAUUCUCUGCAAAAUGAUCUCAAUCAUUCGAAUCAAUACGUCGUUGGUCUAGCCCUGUGUACUUUGGGGAAUAUUGCCUCUGUCGAAAUGUCUCGGGAUCUGUUUACCGAAGUGGAAUCAUUGAUAAGCACAGCUAAUCCCUAUAUUCGACGAAAGGCGGCAUUGUGUGCUAUGCGCAUUUGCCGCAAGGUGCCUGAUCUUCAAGAACAUUUCAUUGAGAAAGCCAAGAUGCUUCUUUCCGAUCGCAACCAUGGUGUUUUGCUUUGUGGUUUAACUCUUGCUAUUGAUCUUUGUGAACAUGCUGAAGAACUUGAUGAAGGCCAAGAAGAUAUUCUUGAAAUGUUUCGCCCACUGGCCGCCCCGCUCGUCAAGGUUUUGAAGGGCUUGACCACCUCGGGUUAUGCUCCGGAACAUGAUGUCUCUGGUAUUACUGAUCCUUUCUUGCAGGUCAAAAUCCUUCAUUUCCUUCGUGUUUUAGGUAGAGGAGACGCGGCUACAAGCGAGCUCAUCAACGAUAUCCUAGCCCAGGUGGCCACAAACACUGAGGCAUCAAAGAACGUCGGUAAUGCUAUUCUUUACGAAGCUGUGCUUACAAUUCUGGACAUCGAGGCCGAUUCUGGUCUCCGAGUCCUCGGUGUCAAUAUCCUUGGAAAGUUCCUUGCCAAUAAAGAUAACAACAUUCGAUACGUAGCCUUGAACACGCUCAUAAAGGUUGUUGCUGUCGAGCCUAAUGCAGUGCAAAGACAUCGGAAUACUAUCCUAGACUGCUUACGAGACCCGGAUAUUAGCAUUCGUCGCCGGGCACUUGACCUGAGCUUUACCCUCAUCAACGAGGGCAAUGUCCGUGUCCUCGUUCGUGAGCUCCUAGCCUUCCUUGAGGUUGCCGACAAUGAGUUCAAGCCUACAAUGACUACUCAGAUCGGAAUCGCAGCUGAUCGCUUCUCUCCAAACAAAAGAUGGCAUGUCGAUACUAUGCUCCGAGUUCUCAAACUCGCUGGUAGCUCUGUUAAGGAACAGAUUCUUUCGUCGUUUGUCCGACUCAUUGCCACGACUCCAGAUUUGCAGACGUAUGCUGUGCAAAAGCUCUAUGCAGCUUUGAAAGAAGACAUCACUCAAGAGGGGUUGACACUCGCAGCAUCGUGGGUUAUCGGUGAAUACGGCGACGCUCUACUUCGCGGUGGACAGUAUGAAGAGGAGGAACUAGUUAAAGAGGUCCGCGAAAGUGACAUCGUCGACUUAUUUACCAAUAUCCUCAACAGCACUUCUGCGACGCAGAUCGUCACGGAAUAUAUCACUACUGCCUCCAUGAAACUCUCUGUCAGAUUAUCGGACCCAAGCCAAGUGGAGCGGAUCCGCCGCUUCCUUGCAACCCGUACGGCUGACCUGAAUGUUGAAGUUCAGCAAAGGGCCGUUGAAUACAGUAAUCUAUUUGGCUACAAUCAAAUUCGUCUAGGUGUUUUAGAACGUAUGCCGCCCCCUGAAAUUCGGGAAGAACAGAGGGUCUUGGGUGAGCCGACAAACAAGCGACAAAGUCGAAUGCUUAAGGACAAGUCCAAGAAGCCUCCCAAACAAACCGAAGAUCUACUUCUUGACAUUAUAGGUGGCUCAGAUGUCGGCCCUACAAGUCCUACGACUGUUAAUGGCUCUUCUCAAAAUACUGCAGAUCUCCUGGCCGACAUCUUGGGUGGUGGCUCUUCUACUUCUCCUGCUCCACAACCCCCCGCACCUAAUACCAGUGCUAUUAUGGAUCUCUUCAAUUCGAAUGGGACACCGUCGCCUGCUCAAUCACAGUCUCCCGCUCCUACAUCUACGUCUCAGGAUCUUCUAGCCGGUCUUGGGGCUCCGAGCUCUCCAGCCCCGGCUCCUUCAACAGGCCCACCAACCCAUACUGCAUUCAAUAAGAAUGAUCUUGUUCUUACACUUCAGGUCCAACGUAAUCCAACUGGGACUGGCGCUCAGGUUCUUGCGCGCUUCCGCAACAACUCUAAUUUCAACCGCAUAACCAGUGUUGGCUUACAGGCUGCAGUCCCAAAGAGCCAGCGGCUGCAGCUAAAUGCCAUCAACAAGGCAGAUCUUGAUGCAGGCGAAGAAGGCACUCAGGCUAUGAGGAUAGCGGCCGCUAGCGGUGCACUCCCAACCAAACUUCGCUUGCGCCUUCGUGUCACAUAUGGCAAAGAUGGAGCGACCCCAGUCACUGAGCAAGUAGACUGGACAGAGCCCUGA
Molecule: messenger RNA, 2532 nt
Organism: Talaromyces proteolyticus
Lineage: Eukaryota; Fungi; Ascomycota; Eurotiomycetes; Eurotiales; Trichocomaceae
Product: putative AP-1 adaptor complex subunit gamma
Exons: 5
Coding region: 1-2532 (843 amino acids)
Biological process (GO): intracellular protein transport; receptor-mediated endocytosis; Golgi to vacuole transport
Cellular component (GO): AP-1 adaptor complex; Golgi apparatus; membrane coat
Molecular function (GO): clathrin-cargo adaptor activity
Source: RefSeq, a predicted model, not a curated record